GAGGAAAUAGUAUCUCCUUUCUACACUCCGCUUCAAAAUGCAACUGUUCCGCAUCUCAUUUGUUACCACCUUUCUGUAACUUCACUCACUUCACUUUUAUUACUGCAACAACAAUCAACGAUCAUGGCUAACGAUCAUAAGAACAAAGAAAAAGAGAAUGAGUAUUUUCUUGACGCUAACGAAGAUGAAGCGGAUAUCGAAGCUGUCAAAUACGAUAGCGAUGCUAGUAGUCAUUAUAAUGAUAAUGGAAGUGAUGAUGGCGAUUAUGAUGACAAUCGUAGACAACAACAACAACCUCAAUCUUUCUCUUCUCAACAAUGGCCUCAAAGUUACCAAGAGGCUAUUGAUCCUUUCACAAUUGCUGCACCAAAUCUUGGAUCAAUUCUAAAAGCACCGAGUGUUAUAUACUCAAGCUUUGUAAGUCGUUCAAGGAGUUACUUAGAAUUACAAGAUGGAAAGACAUCUUUUCUAUCUGGUAGAGAUCUCACUCAAGAUGGAUUCCCUACAAGACAAUCAACGUGGUGGGAGAAAGCUUCAAUUCAGAUGCAGAUUCCUGAAGAAUUGCCAAUUGGUUAUGGAUGUAGCUUCACUCAAACUAUAUUUAAUGGGAUUAAUGUGAUGGCUGGAGUGGGGCUUCUAUCUACACCUUAUACUGUGAUGCAAGCUGGGUGGGCUAGUAUGUUGGUGAUGGUUGUUUUUGCAGUUGUAUGUUGUUAUACAGCAGACCUUAUGAGACAUUGCUUUCAAAGCAGAGAAGGCAUCAUUAGUUACCCAGAUAUAGGAGAAGCUGCAUUUGGAAAAUAUGGCCGAGUUAUUAUAUCAAUCAUUUUGUACACUGAAUUAUAUUCAUAUUGUGUGGAAUAUAUCAUCAUGGAAGGUGAUAACCUUGCCGGUCUGUUUCCUGGAACAUCCUUGCGUUGGGGAGGUUUCAAUUUGGAUGCCAAACAUUUAUUCGGAAUUUUGACUGCACUUAUUAUCCUCCCUACGGUUUGGUUGAAGGAUCUUCGUAUAAUUUCCUAUCUCUCAGCUGGAGGAGUUAUUGCUACAUGUUUGAUUUCUGCAUGUGUGUUUGUUGUUGGGACAACAGAUGCUGUUGGAUUCCAUCACACUGGUCCUUUGGUGAAAUGGAGUGGAAUUCCAUUUGCUUUUGGUAUUUAUGGGUUUUGCUUUGCAGGACAUUCAGUUUUUCCCAAUAUUUAUCAGUCUAUGGCUAACAAGAGAUAUUUUACCAAGGCAGUAACGAUAUGUUUUGUUUUGUCCAUGUUGUUAUAUGGAAGCGUUGCAACCGCGGGAUUUCUCAUGUUUGGUGAAGCAACAUUGUCUCAGAUAACGUUGAAUCUACCGCGGAAUGCAUUUGCUUCCAAAUUCGCCAUGUGGACUAUAGCAAUUAUCCCGCUAACCAAAUAUGCUUUGAUGAUGAACCCACUGGCAAGGGGUGUAGAAGAAUUGUUGCCUGAUAGCAUAACAAGCACAAAUUGGUGUUUCAUUCUUCUUAGAACAGCACUGGUUAUAUCUACAGUUGGUGCUGCUUUUCUGAUUCCAUUUUUUGGGCUAGUGAUGGCUUUAAUUGGUUCUCUCCUCAGUGUACUUGUGGCAGUGGUAUUGCCAGUUUUCUGUUUUCUGAAAAUUGUGGGGAAAAAGGCAACAAAUACACAGGUUGCUCUUAGUGUAGUAAUUGCUGCAUGGGGAAUAGCUAGUGCUUCCAUUGGAACAUAUUCAUCUCUAUUAAAGAUUGUGCAGAGCUGACACCUUUUGAUUUCAGCAAUUAAGUACUCACUUAUCAUUGUAGCCAUUGCUAUAUGCAUGUCCCAUUGAGUUAUAUACUGCCAGGAGGAGACCAUUUAUAAAGUGAAUUAUGAAGGGAAUGAUAUCAUAAUCGUGGAUCGAUUGCACCCAUAAAAAAUGAAAUCAAACUAAGGCUGUCAAGAAGUAUACUUUCGAAAUCGUGUGUUUUUAUUUAGAAUUUUAGAGUGGAAUAAGUUAUCUCCGUAAUUAAUUUAUACUAUGCUAGAAUGCUAGUGUGUGAGAUAAUUUAUUCGUUGUUUUUAAUUUUUUUCUACUAUGAUAAAAGUUCACGAUAGAACUUAAUUUAA
Cicer arietinum (chickpea) is the source of this 2093-nucleotide messenger RNA. The record is from RefSeq and is a predicted model, not a curated record. Lineage: Eukaryota; Viridiplantae; Streptophyta; Magnoliopsida; Fabales; Fabaceae.